CGAAAAUGUCUAUGAUAGAUACCUGCGUAAUCAGAAAUGUCACAUUUCACAAAAUCACAAGUUGUUGUUGUAUUUUGUUGUUAUUUUUAGGUUAUAAAUAUUACUUAGCUUCUUCAAUUUGAAGGACGCUUUAUUAUUUAUGUAUAAAACGGCUAGUUUAAAUGAAACUGCAACAUGAAUCCUAUGACAAAUGUAAAGAAUGUGCUAAAGUUGAGCGAACGCGAACUAUCUAACAAAUCCAAGACCUCUUGGCACGAUCAAUAUAAAGACAGUGCCUGGGUGUUUGUUGGAGGCCUACCCUACGAUCUGACUGAAGGAGAUAUAAUAUGUGUUUUCUCUCAAUAUGGUGAAAUAGUCAAUAUAAAUUUAGUGCGAGAUAAAGCUACCGGAAGAUCUAGAGGCUUUUCGUUUAUAUGUUAUGAAGAUCAACGGUCUACAAUCUUAGCUGUAGAUAACUUAAAUGGAAUCAAAAUCUUAGGCCGUACAAUCAGAGUGGAUCAUUGCGAGCAGUACAAUGCACCCAAUGCUGACAUGAGUAAAGUUGAUGAAGUGACAGCUGCUAUAAGAAUGGAAGGCUGUGCACCUCAGCUAAUACCCAGAACUGAGACUGUGGUGAAGGAGGUGAUCAAAGAGGAGGAGAAAGAAGAAAAAGAUAAAACAAUAGCAGGAAAAAUUAAGAAAAAAGAAAAGAAGGAUAAAAAAAGUAAAAAGAAGAAGAAGAAGAAAAGUAAAAAGAGCUCAUCAGACUCAGAAUCAAGUAAUUAAGUUUAUGUAAAUAAAAGAUUAUUUAAACAUAG
Molecule: messenger RNA, 797 nt
Organism: Trichoplusia ni (cabbage looper)
Lineage: Eukaryota; Metazoa; Arthropoda; Insecta; Lepidoptera; Noctuidae
Gene: Rbmx2
Product: RNA-binding motif protein, X-linked 2-like
Exons: 5
Coding region: 175-765 (196 amino acids)
Biological process (GO): mRNA splicing, via spliceosome
Cellular component (GO): U2 snRNP; catalytic step 2 spliceosome; precatalytic spliceosome
Molecular function (GO): RNA binding
Source: RefSeq, a predicted model, not a curated record